CAGUAACAAAUGUAUAAGAGCAGAAAGGGUAAUAGGCACUUUUUUACAGCAGAUAUGUUUUACUUGUGCACAGGUGUAAAUAAAAUGGAUUCCAUCUCGCUGCUUCACUUUCAGGCUCCUAGCUGUCGCACUGUUAUGACGUAAUGCCACAUUGAGUAGAACAGAGCUAUUGAACAACGUUAUUAGUUAAAACCGGAUGUGCUUCUCCUUACAUGACGAAUGUUUGCUGUGAGCAGGUCUCUGUAGCGCCUGGAACUGAUUGCACAAAUUAGCAUUACGUUUAAGGAUAAUGAAGGGAGUUCUUUACAUUAAAUAGAAAUAAACGGAUAUGUAGGCGAAGAUGGUUACGGUGUUUAAUGUUAAAUAUAAAAAAUGAUAGUUCAGGUGUUUGCUUUUUUUAAACUUUGGAAUGAGUUGCAAUAUUGCUGAAUAUCAUUAAGAAAAAUAAUUACAAUAUUUUAAUUAAAAAAAGAUUGACAGUGUAUCAACUUGAGGACUAAUUAGACGGAAUGACCCAAAACACCUGUGUGGAUAAGACGCUACUUUGACAUUAACAUCUCUAAACAUCGUACAGCACCGGAAGAUGGCGCUCUUUCCUCUGUCUGGUAGACUAGUGUGCCGCUAUUGAGCCGCAGAAGAAGAAGAAGGAGGCGGUAGCAUGGAGGAACGAGGAAGUAACUCACCGGUAAAUUACAAUGGCAGCUGAGCCGGUUCGCUGGCAAGUUUUAGUUGACAUAUUAACAAACCAGUAACUGUCGUUAAUGGCGGAGUUGGGGGAGAGCAGCGACCGCGAAGCUGAAGAACAUGACGAGACAAACGGCAGGAAUGUCGAUGAGCCCGUGAUUGGGACCGCAGGUGACCCCGCGGGGACAGUCCCUCGGGGUCUGUGGACCUCGAAUCACGACCAGAGGAAAAAGCUGGUCCUGCACAUCGACCUCACUCAACAACACCAUCCUGGUGUCGGACACCGUGACGGGCCAGGGGCCAGCAGCUGCCCUGGACUACUUCCUCUCGACCGUCACCUGGGGAAAGAUGAGCACACAAGGAAAGUGGGAAUGGCUGAGCGACGCGACCUCCCUGCUCCCACCGUGCGACGGUGCCGUUAGUUACUACUCUCAAUUUGGACGGACGGCGGGUUUCACCUCUGCUGCGGGGCGACGUUUCCGCGGGAUUCUGGAUGAGCAUCUGGAUCUGUUCCGCUGGCCCGAGGGCACCAAGGCAGACAGAGUGCUGUCUGUCAAAGGCGAGGGUGGACAACUGUACCACUGGAUCCUCCCCUCCUUCUUCCAGCUGCUCAAAGACCUGGUGCAGGAAGGGAGGGAGUUCGCUGUCGUGUUCCGCACGUUUGGAAGCGACCUGCCUCGUGUGCUGAGUGCUGUAUCCAGAGCGCUGAACGAAGGGGCUCAUCCGCUGUUCCCAGAUCUGCCCGAUCUCAAGUUAAAGGUGAAUAUGACUCCAGGCGAGAUCCGCUGCAGCAAGAGGGGAACCGUCCUGAGCCGAGCCGAGGAGCGCGUGUCCACUCGGGAUGGAGACCGAGGCCUGUACCAGUACUUGAGCUCAGUCCGGAGCCUGGGGGGCUUUCAGGACCACUUUAAAUGGUGGGCCAGUAAUGACUUCUCCAUCCGUGGGGGGAAGCCGCUGUGGGUCGACCCCUUCGACCAACACGUCCAGCACAUCUUCAUAGACGACAACAUACGACAGAACGACGAGGAUACCAUCGUUCAUCCCAAGGUACCAUCACAUCUUUUACACCAGAUUUUCCUGGACCCAGGUGGCGCUGAGACUCGCACAGCCAGCACCUCUGAGCUCUAUGACAUCACGCUGGUCCAGACCGACCUCCUGCAGGCCAUUUCUCAGCCGAGCUACUUCACUCAGCGCGUCCACAUCUGCCUGGAGAACUAUGAGAGGAAUCUCCAGCAGGGGGCAGGCUAGAACACAGUUCACCUCUAUGUCCAUGUGUCUGCACAUGAAGACCUGCAGUUUAGGGUCCCAUGAACCCAGACACCACAAUCCCAACACGGACGGAGGAUGCAGACACAGCAGACUGUAGGUGGGGCUAUGAAACACAAAGGCUGGUGACUUGUUGAAGGACCGGAGUUCAUAAAACCACGAAUUGAAGAAGUUUUCAUCUGGAGGAAGAUUACAGAAAUAAAUAUGCAGACAAGGAAGGAUCCCAGUUAUUAUGGAACAAUGGCAGGUAGAUGAGGAGUUCCCUCUCAAACGGUUCAAGUGCUGCGAGCAUUGUAUCUGCUUCAGGAGAGCAGUAACGGGAUGUCAGAUUAAACAGAGGGCACUUCACAAAUAUGUACUGAGGUCAACCACCACAAAAAAAAAGUGUUUUUGACUUAAUGAAGCACUUAAGUGGCCAGGCCAGACUCUUUGAUUGCAUCAAAGGCUCUGUAACUAAUCAUGCCACGGGAUAAUUGCCCCAACUCUCAGAGAUUAGUGUCAGACGGCAUGAUUGGGGUCAGGUAUGGUGAAAAGCCCUUCCAGCGUUGCGUUACUUGGCCAGCCAGUAGAAUCCACCAGGGUUCUAUGCUCCAGCUCUUGGUUUAGGCGUCCUCAGGGUGGGACGCCUUCCUGUAGCUUCGCCCUUUGGAUGGUUUAACUUCCAGUGUUGGCCAUCGUCUGCAUUCUGUACAUCCACUUAGAAGUGAAAGGUAAUUCUUAAACUGAAAAAGUAUCCAUACCCAUGAUGCAUUAGUCUGAGCAGUUGAUAUAGAAUAUAUAUGGUGAACACUGAUAUCUAUAGACGUAUCAUUAGGUUGAACCUGGGUUUUGGAUGUUUUUAAUAUUAGUUUGAGAGCAUCCUUGUGUGACACAUUCAAUAAGUUGAAUGUGUUUGGAAGUUAUGGUAAUCUUUUGCUUUUAAGGGUUUUAGGAUUUAUUUAUUCUUAAGCUUUCAGGGAGAUUUUUAAUAUCCAUUUUUUUUUUUUUUUUUUCCUCAGGUCAAAACGUAGAGAGACGAAAAUGAGAAAAUGACUGUAAUGCAGGUUUAACAGUGGAGUGAUGAUACCAGUGAUAUGCACAAGGAGUUCCUGAACUGGAGAACAUGCACGUGAAUACAGUGGUCAGACUAGUGCAGAUCUAGGCCGGGUGUGUCUUUAACGGCCACUGCUGUAUAGUGUGAUUGAAUGAAGACACCCCCCCCCUGCAGCCGUUUUGCUGCAGCAGAAUGUGAGAUCAGCCUACACACGAGGGGUCACAUGAUUCCUUCGAUUGAGAUAAAUAUGCAAAACACAAAAUGCUAGACUCAAACUAAAUCCAAACAUCUGUACUAAAGUAUGCCAUACAUCACGCAGUAGGUUCGUCAGAGCAUCACAACAUUGAAUAUGUAAAAUGAUCUUUAUGAUAUAAUGCCAUCAAAUGGUUACUACUUCUCAUCAAAACAGUCUGCAGAGGUCAUUAUUGUACAAGUAGCGAUGAGAAUCUAAGAUUUGUAUUUGUAAUGAUAUGGAGAGCAAGUAUGACUUUAACUGUUGUUACGCAUUAUUGAAGACGCCAAGCCUCUGUUAGUUCAGUUACUUGUAAGCUGCAGUAAUGCUGAAAAACAAGGAGCAAUGCGUUAUGAUCGGUAGGCUUGGUAAUAAGCAUUGAAGCUAAUAAUUACUAAGUUAAUAUGAGCUUGCGGGAGGACUGAGUUUUGCACUUUGUAUGUAAAGAUGGCAUUUAGUUGUUGCUCAGCUUGGCUCUUCACAUGAGGAGCUUUGCAACACUCCAACUUUCCAGAAGCAAUUGCAAAAUACUUUGAUAUUGUUCCUGAACGCAUCAUCCACGUCACGUGGUUACCAUGGACUCUGAUGCUGCCACAACGUGCAUCACUUGAAAACUGUCGUUUAUUUAUUGUUCUGAUGGUAAAUGUUUCCAUUUGCUGUUUAAUAAAUUGCUGUUUUCUGUUGAACUGUUUGGUGUUUUGCAUAAUUACAACUUUGUGUAUUUAGAGGUAAACGGUUAGGCUUUAU
Messenger RNA from Anarrhichthys ocellatus (wolf-eel), 3962 nucleotides. RefSeq lists its product as uncharacterized. The record is from RefSeq and is a predicted model, not a curated record. The transcript is spliced from 6 exons. Bases 1033 to 1932 code for a protein of 299 amino acids. NCBI's taxonomy places the organism in Eukaryota, Metazoa, Chordata, Actinopteri, Perciformes, Anarhichadidae.